AUGACGCUGCAGGGCCAGCGUCUGGGAGAAGCCGAAUCUGAGGAUGCACGCCGCGCGCUCGCCUACAUAUUCUUCGUCAAUGAGGAAGAGGACGAUUAUACGACGGGACCAGUCCGCGUUGUCACAGCAUCCGACGGAAUUAAGGAGGAUGCAUCAGCACUUCUGUUGACGCUCGAGUUUUCUGCGAGCGUGCGACAAGCUGUGUUGGCACAAAGGUCCUUCCAGAACUUCGAAGCAACGUCACUGCAGCAGAGACGCAGACUCAGGAUUCUGGAGAGCGACAUUGAGAGAGAGAUUGAUGCGUCUGAAUACCGUCUUCGUAAAGCUGAUCCGCAGGAUCCAAACAACGAGCAACUAGAGCAACAAUCAUCAAACAUGCGACUUUUGCUCGAAGACGUCAAACUGAGGCAAGAGCAGAGUGAUGCUCAGCUCAGAACCCAGGCGAAAGUCCUCCGCACGUGUCAAACGAACGCUUUAAAUAUCAUGGAAGAAGCGUUUGUGAUUGCAGGACUGGUCCUCGAGCCUGUCGAAGAACAAGAAGCAGAGGAAGAACUAUACGACCUUCAAACAGAAUAUCAGAACUUCAUGCGAGCUCUCGAAGCCAACAGCGAAGACGGCAGCCAAGCAGGCUCUUCUCACAGCGUAGCAAUGCUCGACCUAGCCGGAGAAGAUUUUAUGCAAAGCGCACCGCCACCCCUGUCCCCCGAAGAUCAGCAAAAGUUGGAUGCCAAAGAAGCCUUCUACGAGGCGAGGCAAAAGCUCUUCGAGGCACAAGUCCGCUUCGAUCGAAAAGAGGAAGAUCAAGCUCAAGCUCGUCACGAAGAAGAACCAACAGAGGAGGAAGAAGAAGAGACAGCGGCAUUCGAUCUCCACUGGUUCCAACGAAAUCGCGAAAUCACGCGUGAGCUCAUUGAAGCCGAAGAACAGCUCGCAAAGGCAAAAGCGGAAGCACUUGCUCUUGGAGUUGAGAUCAGACUUGAGGAUCAGGCGUCUGGUUUUAGUGUUGGCGAGGACGAAGAAGAAGAUGGUGCUCCUGCUAUCAGGGAGAGCUGGGAGGGCGAGGCUACUGCUGCACACUUCUCAAGAACGAAAGUCGAUGACUGGCUGCACACUGUCGAUGAGCAGUCUUCGAGCGAGCAGGUAGGAGACGCUGAUACUGACGACUGGGACGCUCAAGAAGUCGAGAUCAGCGAGAGCCGAAGUCUCGUUGCUUGGGGUCCACCAAGAAAGAAAAUAGAUAAGUGGCAGCAGGACUGCACGCGGUUGACAUGA
Molecule: messenger RNA, 1272 nt
Organism: Cercospora beticola
Lineage: Eukaryota; Fungi; Ascomycota; Dothideomycetes; Mycosphaerellales; Mycosphaerellaceae
Source: RefSeq, a predicted model, not a curated record